AAAAAACAAAAACUAUAUAGAUAUAGUAUUGUUAUGAAAAAUGAUAAUUACAAUGCGGUAUAGUUGAAUAUUUUUAAGUUGUUGUUUUAAUCACUAGCCUCUCCUUUCCUAGAUACCAAGACGCUAAAAUGGCGUCAGUCACUACAAAUUUUUGUGUAACAAAGAAUACUAAACAUAAAGCGUUUAAUGAAUGUGCUUUAUCCAACAGUUUUAUUCCGAUUUUAAGUGUAUAGAUCUAUAAGCAGAGAAAACUAAAGUUAAAUAAGAAAUGACAGAAGAAAAUCUUACAUCUAGGUAUAAAGAUUCAAGAUCUAAAACAGUGGGAGGAGCAGAGGUAGAAGUAACAGAACGAAUAUUCCAUCACAUAAUGUCUAAUGGACCCAUCUUGAAAAGUCGCCUCAACCUGCAGACAGCCAGUGCACCUUACAAAAGGAAUUUUCACAAAUCUUCGACACUCUCAUCAGGAGAAGAGAACAAAUUACUAAGUACUAGUAAACCUUAUGGAUCCUCAGAUCUUCCAGUUCUUUCUAGAAACAGAAGUGCUGAUAACAUAAUCAAACGACAAAUGGCAUCAGAAUGUAAACUUAAUUCUCUUCAUCUUAGUGGGAAGUGGGCUUCAAAUGAUAGGCUUUCAAGUGGCUAUCCAGUGGGAAAUAACAUUAAACAGAGAGAAGUUAUUUUGGAACCACCAAGUCAUGUUCACCCUAAUCGAGGGCUAAGCGGCUCAAAAGUUCGGAAAAGCUCACAGAUGUCUAAGCCUGGUUUCCUUACACAAAGAAAUUUAGAUGCCUCAGAAUCAAAGUCUGAAAUUCUUACUCCAUCAUCUAUAGAUAGAUCACAGAAUACUAGCUCAAGAACAACUGCUUUAAAAUCAGAUCUUGACACAGAAGAAGUAAACAGACAAUUAAAACAACUAGGAUGGAACUCAAGUGACCAAGGGCUGAGGUUACAAAGAGAGAUAACCUAUGUUAACUCAAGUAGAACAGUAAAAAGAGCAUCAGAGGUGGUUUCUUAUAGAGUGGACCCAAUGUAUGUGAUGAGUGGUUUCAAAAUAGGUCUUCAAAAUCGUUAUUCAAUUCAAGAAGGAGAGAUCAAGAAGCUACAAGAAAUGACACACUUAAGGGAAACAUUUCAUUCUAACUUUAAACACUUACAAAGGCGACCUUAUUCAAGUAAUCCAUCAGUCAACAGGGUAAGAAAAAACCUCAGUACAAUAGCAAGGAAUGCACUACCAGUGAACAGAUGUGUUGAUGACAAGAAGGAAAAGACGGAUGUUCAGCUAGAAUCUAGCUUUGUGUUAAAUAAACACCAAGCAGAGAAUGAUUCUGUUGACAGGGAGUCCAUUUACAAUGAAAAUCCCACAGAUAAUGAUGAUAAGGGGUCCAUAAACAAAGAAAAUCUCAAAGAUACUGUUGAUAACGAUUCUAUAAACAAUGAAAAUCCCAAAGAGAAUGAUUAUGUAGACAGAGAGACCAUAGGUAAUGAAUAUCUCAUAGAAAAUGAUGAAAACAGGAGCAAUGUGGAUGAACCACUUGAAGUACUUGAUGAAGAAGCCUUUGAAAAGAAUUCAAUUAAAAAACUUGAUGGUUCAGAGGAAGAAAACACUGACCCUGAGGUAUCAAAGAAUGAGAACCUCUUUGAUGGGAUUUGAGAAAUUGAUAAAUAUUGUAUCCCCCAAAAUAUGACUAAGACCUCCAGCUUUGAGCACAGAACAUUCAAAAUUGGGUCCUAGUUUUGAACCUGUCCCUUCUGUUAGUCAACAAUUUGUUUCUAAGCAUUCAUGCCUGACAAGUAUUGACAUUUUUUUAAAAGUUAAAAUCACCACACUAAUUAUGUUACUACCAUGUUAGAAAGGUUUAGAAAAAGUUCCUCAAGUUAACUCUUAUUAGAACUAAUAGGAGAUGUAUGGUAAGGUGCAUACCUCUGUAAGGUGUGACAGAUUGUUAUCACAUAAACAAUUUUAUAUUCUGGGAAAGGUAUGCUUUGGGUUAUUGUAUGCAUAACUGCACAGUUAGUUAUAGUCAGCACAUAAUUUGUAACAAUCAUUCUUUAGAUUGGCAGAAGGAGUUUGCACCUAGAUAGAGUCCAUUACAGCACUGCAUUUAUUACUUACAAUUUCUUAUUACAAUGCCUUCAUUCACGAGGAGCAUUCUAUUUUUUUCAAAUAGAGGUGCCAUUUGUUUCUUAAUAUAUUUCUUAUAAUGCCAAUAAUAAUGUUCUAUCCAAAUAGAAAUACUUGGUGGUUUCACCUACACUUUAGAUUUCAAAGCAUUUUGGUAUGAAAGUUCUUGGUACAUUUGAAUUAUAUUCACAAUAAUAGACUAUCACUUUCACAAUGAACACUUCUGUCAGUAUAUUUAGUCUGUUGAGGUAUUCAAAGCCUUUUUAUGAACUUAAUGUUCUCAAAACAGCAAAAAACCAAAUGCUGGAGUUCUAAAGUACACUGAUGGUAACUAAACACAGAUAUGAUCAAAAUGCCAUUCAAUCAACUGAAUGUUUGCAUUAUUAAUUCAUUUUGAAAAGAGCAAGUCAGUGGAAGAUUGGAAACUCCACCUUUAUGACAUAAACAUGUGACAAUGACACACAAACGUUCAUGAGUCUGCAUUAAAUGAACAUGAAACAAGAAUUAGCUUUAUUUGUAACAAUACAGUAUAUGUGCCCCAAAAUGUUUGAUUGUAUUUCAUGACAAUAGUUUUCAUAAAUGCUUUUCCCUUACUACAAACAUAUUUUGGUUGCAUUUUGAAUUAUUCAUGUGUCAACCUGAGCUUACACAUGAGAAAAAGGUAAUGAAGUUGACUUGAUCAUGUGAAAGACAUGAUCAACUGCCGUUUUUUAUUAUCGUUGUGACCAUUCAGAAGUAUUCAACAGUUCAUUUAACUAUCUUUAUAGUAUUAUAAAAGACUGUAAAUUGUUUUGUUUUAUUGUCGAUAUUGUUAUAUUGUAUUACUGUUAUAUGCAAUCCGUUAUAUCUUUAUGUAAUAAAAGGCAAAUGUGCCAAAGGAUU
Messenger RNA from Biomphalaria glabrata, 3004 nucleotides. RefSeq lists its product as uncharacterized. The record is from RefSeq and is a predicted model, not a curated record. NCBI's taxonomy places the organism in Eukaryota, Metazoa, Mollusca, Gastropoda, Planorbidae. The transcript has 8 exons. Bases 269 to 1651 code for a protein of 460 amino acids.